Messenger RNA from Solea senegalensis (Senegalese sole), 1334 nucleotides. Its product is annotated as high affinity immunoglobulin gamma Fc receptor I-like. Lineage: Eukaryota; Metazoa; Chordata; Actinopteri; Pleuronectiformes; Soleidae. Gene Ontology annotation, biological process: cell surface receptor signaling pathway. The transcript is spliced from 8 exons. The record is from RefSeq and is a predicted model, not a curated record. Gene Ontology annotation, molecular function: transmembrane signaling receptor activity. Bases 22 to 990 code for a protein of 322 amino acids.
GGACGUGAUGAAGCAGUAGAGAUGUUUCCCCUAGAAGCAGCAGCAGCAGCAGCAGCAGCAGCAGCAGCAGUAACAUCAGCAGUAACAGCAGCAGCAGUAACAGCUCGUACCAUGUCGUCUCUGCUGAAGCUGCUUGUGCUGCUGUCGUCGCUCUGUCGUCGCUCAGAACAAGCUGCUGUGACGUUGAGUCCUGACAGUUCUCAGGUAUUCGAUGGACAGUCUUUCUCUCUGAGCUGUGAGGACAACAGUGACUCGGCUGGAUGGACGGUGAGGAGAAACACGUCCACAGACACCAGGGCUCGGUGUGAAGACUGGGGAAUCCAUGGGGCUUCCACCUGUGGAAUCAGUAAUGCCCUCGCCAUAGAUACUGGAGUUUACUGGUGUGAGUCCGGAGAGGGAGGAGCCAACAGCAGCAUCAACAUCACUGUGACAAAUCGGUCAGUGAUCCUGCUGAGCCCCGCCCUCCCUGUGGCAGAAGGACGUGAUGUCACACUACGAUGUAAAACCAAAACGUCGUCCAACCGAGAGGCGACAUUCUACAGAAACGGCUUCAACGUCAGUACCGAGCAAACGGGUCACAUGACCAUCCACAACAUCGCCAAGUCUGAUGAAGGCGUCUACAAGUGUCGCAUCGUCGGUGAAGGAGAGUCUGAGACCAGCUGGAUCACAGUGUCUCCGCCCACCACACGUCCUCCACCAUUCUUCAUCAUUCCUGCUUCCAUAUCAGUCGGUGGUUUGGUUCUGCUAGUUCUGCUGGUUCUGCUGGUGAGACCAUGUGUUCGGAGGAAACCCGUGGAGUGUGAUGCGGCGCCGCUGAGAAGCAGAAGAGCAGACGUCCGGCAUGAAACACACAGAAUGACAGUGCGAGAGCGAGUCGCAGAUGACGUGGAGGACGUGAGUUAUGGACAAAUAAUCAUCAGAGCAAACCUCAGGACAGAGCAUCGACCUGAGCCAGAGAUUGUCUACUCGUCACUGAAGAUCAACCACUGACUGCAGACCAGUCAGUGACUCCGCCCACACUGUCUCCUUAUUUAAGAACACGCCCACAAUUUACUACAGAAAAACUAAAAUAUAUAUAUGUAUACAUAAUUAUUAUUGUUAUAAUUAUUAUUAUAAUUUUUCAUGAUGGUGAUUCUGGAUUGUUUGGUCCAAAUGUGAUUUGUGGACAUGACAAAAAACUGAUUAAUAAAGGUAUAGUGCAUCAUUUCUGGAAGUGUGAUAUGAAGUACUAACACUGACUGUGCUGUGAGCGCCCCCUGCUGCUACGAACCAGCCUUAUACAAGGAGGCUUAAUAAAAGACUCACCUGAUAAAAGUUUAACUCUACGAUAUCUU